Messenger RNA from Oikopleura dioica, 564 nucleotides. The record is from the annotation of a GenBank genome assembly. NCBI's taxonomy places the organism in Eukaryota, Metazoa, Chordata, Appendicularia, Copelata, Oikopleuridae.
AUGAGUUCAACGACGGACAGGAAGAAACUCGUCGUUGUUGGCGAUGGAGCAUGUGGAAAAACUUGUCUGCUGAUCAGAUUUGCCGAAGAAAGAUUUGAGCCUGAUUACAUCCCGACUAUCUUCGAAAAUCGCGCAAAAGAGAUCUCGGUAGAUGGAAAGCCUAUUGACUUGACCUUAUGGGACACGGCUGGGCAAGAAGCAUACGAUCAGAUUCGACCGCUAGCCUACAAUAAUGCAAACGUAGCGUUAAUUUGCUACUCGAUCGACUCGCCCGCAUCACUCCACAACGUCACUGAAAAUUGGAUCACAGAAAUCAGCCACUAUUGUCCGAAGACGCCAGUUUUACUGAUUGGAAAUAAACUUGACCUCGCUUCGGACACUCUUCAAACCGUCACAAAGGCGCAGGGCGACGAGGUGGCCGAGAAGAUCAAGGCGGUCGCUCACAUCCAGUGCUCUGCCCUCAACGACGAAAAUGUCCAACAAGUGUUCGAGCGAGCCGCCAAGGAAGCGCUCAAAGGAAGCUCCGACAAGCCAGAAAGUGGGGGAUGCUGCACUGUAAUGUAG